Oldenlandia corymbosa var. corymbosa is the source of this 2369-nucleotide messenger RNA. The record is from the annotation of a GenBank genome assembly. NCBI's taxonomy places the organism in Eukaryota, Viridiplantae, Streptophyta, Magnoliopsida, Gentianales, Rubiaceae.
AUUGUCUUGAGUUACAAACCUGUUUCACAUGAUCAUAAGAACCUUGAUCAAACUGCGAUUUUGUUAUUUCAUCGACAAUUCAGUCUUCUUUUCAAGUAGUAGUAUAUAUAUUUAUAUUCAUUCUUCAUACCCACAAAAAAAUUAAAAAAAAUCCAUUCAUCGUGAUACAUGUUCCAAGAGCAUUCUUUUUCAAGACUCAAUUUACUUUUUACAUACAUGAUUCCGCAGCAUGCUAUGAAUCCACCAAACAACUGAAAAUUAAAUCCCAGAAAAGCCAACCGCGCCGCCUUCUCACACAAAAUGGCCAGCGCCGCCGCCAAUGCCACCGCCACCAUUUGUAACCAUCUCACCGUUCCUGCUAAUAAAAACAUAAACUUAUCCUCAAACGCCACCCUUCUAUUUUCCCCUCGCAAAUCCGGUCUCCUCCAAAGCAGCAGCCGUCGUCAAUGCCGCCGGAAUCCUGUUGUUUCUAGCUUACUGUACCCAACACCGUCCCUCUCCGAACCUCAAACCCCAAAACCAAUCUCCUUUGUUCCCAGAUUCGCCUCCGAUGAGCCCCGAAAAGGAUGUGACGUCCUCAUCGAAGCCCUGGAAAGGGAAGGCGUGACAGAUGUCUUUGCCUACCCAGGUGGCGCGACGCUGGAGAUUCACCAAGCGCUUACCCGCUCAAAAAUCAUCCGUAACAUUCUCCCCCGUCAUGAACAAGGCGGUAUUUUCGCAGCCGAAGGAUAUGCCCGCGCUUCCGGCCUUCCAGGAGUCUGCAUUGCGAGUUCCGGCCCGGGAGCAACUAACCUUAUGAGCGGGUUAGCUGAUGCCCUGCGAGACAGCAUACCUCUCGUAGCCAUAACCGGCCAAGUCCCUCAUAAAAUGAUCGGAACCGACGCGUUCCAAGAAACCCCAAUCGUCGAGGUAACGCGAGCGAUCACAAAACAUAAUUAUCUUGUCACGGAUGUAGAGGACAUUCCUCGUGUUGUUCACGAGGCAUUUUUCAUCGCCAAUACGGGCCGGCCCGGCCCGGUAUUGAUCGAUGUCCCGAAGGAUUUACAGCUGCAAAUGGUGAUCCCGGACUGGAACCAGCCCAUGAGGUUAGUUGGUUACAUUUCUAGACUACCUAAGCCACCAAAUGAGGUAUACUUAGAAAGGGUGUUGAGCUUAAUUGAGGAGUCGAAAAAGCCCGUUUUAUAUGUCGGUGGAGGCUGCGUAAAUUCGAGCCAAGAGCUCAGGCGAUUCGUCGAGCUUACAGGGAUUCCGGUUGCAAGUACAUUGAUGGGGUUAGGCUCCUUCCCGUGUUCGGAUGAGGAGUAUUCGUUGCAGAUGUUGGGAAUGCACGGGACCGUGUACGCGAAUUACGCCGUGGACAAGAGUGAUCUUUUGCUCGCAUUCGGGGUGCGAUUCGAUGACAGAGUUACUGGAAAAUUGGAAAAUUUCGCAACCAGGGCUAAGAUCGUUCACGUGGAUAUUGAUUCGGCUGAGAUUGGUAAAAAUAAGCAGCCAAAUGUUGCAAUUUGUGCAGAUAUUAAAUUGGUUCUCCAGAAGUUGAACUCAAUGUUGGAGACGAGGAAGUCGGAUUUUUCAGCCUGGAGACAAGAGUUGAACCAACAGAAGGCUAAAUUCCCGAUGAGUUUCAACACUUUUGGUUCUGCAAUUCCUCCGCAAUACGCCAUUCUGGUGCUCGACGAAUUGACUCGUGGAAAUGCGAUUAUCAGCGUCGGUGUCGGACAACACCAGAUGUGGGCCGCUCAGUUUUACAAGUACAACCGGCCGCGCCAGUGGCUGACGUCCGGCGGGUUCGCGGCCAUGGGGUUCGGGCUUCCGGCUGCCAUCGGCGCUGCCGUCGCGAAACCGGACUCGUUAAUUGUGGACGUCGACGGGGACGGGAGUUUCCUGAUGAAUGUUCAGGAGUUAGCCACAGUUCGGGUCGAAAACCUGCCGGUUAAGAUCAUGCUGUUGAAUAAUCAGUAUCUUGGUAUGGCGGUUCAGUGGGAGGACAGGUUUUAUAAGGCGAAUCGAGGGCAUUCGUAUCUCGGGAAUCCUUCCAAAUCGUCGGAGAUUUUCCCCGACUUCGUGAAAUUCGCCGAGGCUUGCGACAUCCCGGCGGCCCGGGUGUCGAAAACCGAGGAUCUCAGGGGUGCGAUUCAGGAGAUGCUGGAGACUCCGGGUCCCUACUUGUUGGAUGUAAUUGUGCCUUAUCAAGAACAUGUCUUACCAAUGAUUCCUUACGGUGGAGCUUUCAAAGAUGUGAUUACUAAGGGUGAUGGCAGGUCAUUGUAUUAAUUGUUUUUUUUUGCAUAUUUCCACACUAAGUUAUAUCUGUAACAAGACUUUUCUACUGUCGUUCAUUUAUCUUUGUUAUGUAAAUUGUAAAUACG